Molecule: messenger RNA, 858 nt
Organism: Phialemonium atrogriseum
Lineage: Eukaryota; Fungi; Ascomycota; Sordariomycetes; Cephalothecales; Cephalothecaceae
Product: Pre-mRNA-splicing factor cwf14
Exons: 2
Coding region: 125-571 (148 amino acids)
Biological process (GO): mRNA splicing, via spliceosome
Cellular component (GO): spliceosomal complex; nucleus
Source: RefSeq, a predicted model, not a curated record
CCUCUGUUCCCCACCUAGAAUCUAGAUGCCUACUACCAUUUAACUGCAGCAUUUCCACACCAACAUUCAUCCCUUUCAACCGGGCUGCAGUCUAGUUCGGGGCUGUGCGAAAGAAGCCUUUAUCAUGCCUGCGGUACGGCCUGCUUCCAAGCGGAAGGCUCCGCCGGAGGGCUUCAGCGAUCUCGAAGAAGACCUCCUCAUUUUCAGCAACCAGAUGAAGGACGCCCAAAACACUCCCACUGAUAACGCUCCCAAGCACCAGGCGCAGUGGCCGGUGUUCCAGAUCUCGCAUAGGCGCAGUCGGUACAUAUAUGAGCUUUACUAUGAGAAGGAGGCUAUCAGCAAGCAACUUUACGAGUGGCUCUUGAAGAACGGCUACGCGGACGCCAUGUUGAUCGCGAAGUGGAAGAAACAGGGUUAUGAGAAGCUUUGCUGUCUUAGAUGUGUCCAGACGAAGGAGACAAACUUCAACUCGACCUGCAUCUGUCGGGUUCCCAGAGCGGAGCUCAAGAACGACCAGGACAUCCAGUGCGUCAGCUGUGGCUGCAGAGGAUGUGCCUCAAGCGAUUAAAAUGGACUUGGACGAAUAUAUGGAGUUCUUGAGGCAAUAUCGGACAGUUUGUUCCCCGGAUGGCGAGGGGGAUGAGGUUGAGACUUGAGACCGGCCUGCAUCGGAGUUAUGGCGCUCUCGUUUGGGGGCAUUUUUGCAUGGGACCAUGGAGCAAGACUCUCUAUCCCCGUGGAAAAAAUACCAGCAUGUUAUUGAGUAGGGUAUUUGGGGCCGUCGUCAAACGACAAAAUUCUGUAUUCAUAACCACCGGGUUUCCAGUUCCCCAAAUUUUCAAGGCAUUUCCCUCA